AUGAUUGUCUUCUUCCAAAUCAUCAUAUCCUACAUCGGUCUUACCUUCGAUCCUCGUUCUGGCAGCUUGCUUAACCGCUGGCGCCUAUUCCAUUACCUCUCUUUGCCCUUCUUCCCCUUUUACUUUGUUUAUAAGAUGUUCAAAAUACACUGCCAUCCAACUCUACACAUGGCGAAUUCGAAGGCAAUAAAACUUAGUCGAGCGGCACGCAUGAAACCUGUGGCAAUACCCUGUCCCCCCAGACCGCAGCAGCCUUUUAUAUCCUAUAAAACUCCGAAGACUAAACUGAUGGAUAUUCUUGUCAUUGAAGAAGUCGUGCUCGAAAUUGUCAAGGGCUUAUGCUGGCAAGAUGUGGUGCACUUUAGUAUGACAUCGAAAGCAGUGCGCGAACAAAUAUUUCCACCGCGGGAUUUAGCAUACCGUGUGCCCAAAAUGAAAUCGUUGAGCUGUGGAUCCUACCCCAAAUCCAGAUGCUACUACUGCGAUAUAUUGAUUUGCCACGUAUUUAUUUCCCAUCUGUCGUCCAUUUCUUCGCGAGCACUUGAGUCUGACCAAUUCUUGUUUUGCAAAUCCCUUACGAGAGCUAAGCGUUUACAACAUGAGCAUCACCACGCCACGUACUGCCGCCCUCACUGCACAAGUUGCUACCACAAUUCAAUCACUUCAAGAGCUGAUUUACGCUUAUGCCGGUGCGCGAAGCGCGACCGCCGAUACGCGUGCACGGAGGAUCUCUGCACAAGAUGCGCAGCAGUAGUAGUCCGAGAAAUAGGGACUGCAAAUACCAAGAAGACCACUAUGACAAACACCUUGCGUACGCGAAGGAUGAAUAUAUAUCGUCAGAAAGCACGAGAUGCUGGUUUCGGGGUUGGAAAUGCCGGAGUGGAGUGUGUGCGAUGUGGUGAUGCGCUGAGGGCCGGGUUCCUGUGGUGGAUUUGCAGUCAUUGCGGGGAUUGUUGUCCCGAUAGUAUCCAUCCAGGAUAUAUCAUGGACACGCGAAGGGUUAAAAUCGAAGAGAUGGAAGUCGAUUGUGAGAAGGGGGAGAGUCGGAAAGCGGAGAGAAAAAAGAGGCGUUCGCUUCUUAAGAGUCUGGAUGCCCUUGGGACCUGA
Molecule: messenger RNA, 1107 nt
Organism: Periconia digitata
Lineage: Eukaryota; Fungi; Ascomycota; Dothideomycetes; Pleosporales; Periconiaceae
Source: the annotation of a GenBank genome assembly